AUGGGAAAGAAGAGACGUGGACCCACCCUGGAUGAGCUUUUAGCUCGCCCAUGGUGCUACUACUGCGAACGUGAUUUCGAUGAUCUUAAAAUCCUCAUAUCGCAUCAGAAGGCGAAGCAUUUCAAAUGCGAGAGGUGUGGGAGAAGGUUGAACACUGCUGGAGGAUUGUCGGUACAUAUGAGUCAAGUACAUAAGGAACAGUUAUCGGCUGUUGAUAAUGCGCUUCCUAACCGGCAAACUCUUGACGUUGAGAUCUUCGGCAUGGAAGGUGUCCCCGACGAUAUCAUCCAGACUCACAACCAGCGGGUCGUAACACAGUUCCACCAAGCCGAGGCGGAGCGACAGGCCCAGACUGGUAACCCUCCUCCUGGCGCAGGCGUUGGCGGACAGCCAGCGAAGAGACCGAAACUUGAAAAUGUAUCGGAUCUGAAAAAGCGACUGGCAGAACAUAAAGCCAAAAAGGCCGAGGCUCUUACCGGCGGAAGCAGCGGUGACGUGACCCCUGUUGGCGCAGGACAAACACAGAACGCGGGUUCCUUUAGCCAGUCACCCUCGACAGCGGCUCCAAACUCACAGUACACAUAUCCUCAGCCGUACGGAGGUGCGGGCUCUCCCUAUCAACAAACAGCCAGUCCGGUCUACCAGAAUUUCUCCCCUGGUGGACAAUCGCAAUUCCCUCCUAGUGCGCAGUAUACUCCAGCGGGAUACUCCCCGCAAUCAUUCCAAGGCACCCCCGGUCAGACCGGCGCAGCUUACGGAACACCACCGCCUUUCCCUCCACAGCAGCCACAGCAACCACAGCAACCAACUCCUCAAACCAACACACCCCCACAGGCUGCCGCAUUUGCGCAACGAUCUGGGAGCUUGCCGGCCGUCCCCGGCCUGCCCCAACGGCCUGCCGUGGGUGCUCCACAGGUCAAUGCCUAUCAGCUACAGCAAAUGCACAUGGGCCAUCCAGUUCCGGCCACCGGUACCACUGCUGGCGCUGCUAACGGCGAGAAGCCCCCAGGAGCCGAAGCCACACCGUUCUCAUCGUCUGUCGACGACCUCAUCUCCGGUGCCGCCAAAGAAGCAGACCAAGCAGCCGCAAGCGCUGCGCCUGCCACAGAAGAGAAGCCCACCAAGAAGGACAAAUCCAAACAGUCAAGAUUGGUGUAUUCUGACAAUGAGACCAGUCCGGAGGAAAAGAUGGCGAAACUGCCCAGGUACGCAUUCGUUCCCGAUCGUUUAGGGGAAACGGCGCUCCAAGAACAAGUUCCUGCGGCCGUAACGGGGGCCGAACGGGGUCCAGAUACCGUAUUCGACGCGACGGAUUAA
Messenger RNA from Aspergillus bombycis, 1317 nucleotides. RefSeq names its product putative C2H2 finger domain protein. The transcript has 3 exons. NCBI's taxonomy places the organism in Eukaryota, Fungi, Ascomycota, Eurotiomycetes, Eurotiales, Aspergillaceae. The record is from RefSeq and is a predicted model, not a curated record. The coding region runs from base 1 to 1317 and encodes 438 amino acids. Gene Ontology annotation, cellular component: nucleus. Gene Ontology annotation, molecular function: DNA binding.